Messenger RNA from Marasmius oreades (fairy-ring Marasmius), 2238 nucleotides. RefSeq lists its product as uncharacterized. Lineage: Eukaryota; Fungi; Basidiomycota; Agaricomycetes; Agaricales; Marasmiaceae. Gene Ontology annotation, biological process: protein phosphorylation. The transcript is spliced from 10 exons. The coding region runs from base 130 to 2184 and encodes 684 amino acids. Gene Ontology annotation, molecular function: ATP binding; protein serine/threonine kinase activity. The record is from RefSeq and is a predicted model, not a curated record. Gene Ontology annotation, cellular component: plasma membrane; cytoplasm; nucleus.
GAGAUUUGUCAGCGCAAAAUAUGUUUACAUCCCUGAGAACUCUAGGAGGGUCGCCUUCCUAGACUGAGGACCAUUUCAAGGCCGUCCUCAACAUUGUCUCAACGUCUUUCUUGACUAUAAUCAUCUCUCAUGGAUUCUCCAUUGUCACCACCGACCCCCUCCUCAUCCACUGUUUCACAUUCACCCUCAUGGAAAUCUGUAUUUCGUUUCGCCAACUCUCCCAAGAAAUUCUCAACCGGCGCUGGUAUCUCUUCUAAUUCUACAUUGACUCUCGACACCGGUCCUUAUUCUAACAGCACGACUCCUACAACACUAAUGACACCAGCAUCGCCUUCUUGGGAACAAGGAUCAUCGUAUUACUCUAACUCAAACUCGAAUUCGACGGCCAGUAGCACUGAUUCAACGGGUAUUGGGUUUGUCGGGACACCCUCACAAACGACCCCUGCAAGGUCAAUCUCGAGCAGUAGACUAAACCCAGCCCCAGGAAAGGGAAAUAGACUGCAUCCCCAGCGUUCAGCCGAUGUGCUUAGCCAAACACCACCCCAACAGCAUCAGCGACAACGAACAAAGUCCGAGAAACAACACCGUGCCUCUGGUGCGCGGCGCGUUUUCUCAAAUACGAUCAAAACAAAUCAACCCCAGACGUCGCCUCUCAAUGUCAAUCCCGGUUUUCUCACCGCCGACCCCUCUCUUUCCUCCUUUCCUCAACAUCCACAGUCACCCAGUACAUCUCGGCCAAACCCACUCUCACCGAAACAUGUUGGUGCAUCAGCUUCUCGUUUCAUCAGACGCGUUGCAUCAGCACCGAAUGCGAAAGGACUGUUUUUCAAGACAAACCAGCAUCAUAAUCACCAGCACUUACCUCAACUACCCUUGCAACAUCAAGCCACGACGAGAAAUGGUCUACUUGCAGCACCAGAUGGCCUGGGUAUGCCACCACCUCUCCCUUCAUCAAUGGAAGGCACAAAUUCGCUAGAAAGGGACUCCUCCGGAGACUAUGGCUCCAGUCCUAGAAAAGAAGCUGGAGGAGCUGGAAAGCUUCCACAUCCUGGCAUCGGAAAGGUAGCUUUUCGGAGGACGUAUUCUAGCAAUUCGAUCAAAGUCAGCGAGGUUGAAGUUGCCCCCUCAUCCUUCCUUAAAAUAAAAAUGCUUGGCAAAGGUGAUGUAGGGAAAGUGUACCUCGUAAGGGAGAAGAAGAGUGGCAAGCUUUUUGCGAUGAAGGUCCUCUCCAAGUCAGAGAUGAUCCGGAGAAAGAAAAUCCAUCGAGCCCUGACUGAGCAAGAAAUACUCGCUUCUGCAAAUCAUCCGUUCAUUGUGACACUAUAUCACAGUUUCCAGUCCCAGUCCUAUCUGUACCUUUGUAUGGAAUAUUGCAUGGGUGGGGAAUUCUUCCGCGCACUGCAAUUGAGGCCCGGGAAGUGCUUGGAUGAGAGUGGGAGUAGGUUUUACGCAGCUGAGGUUGUGGCUGCGCUGGAAUACCUACAUUUGAUGGGUUGGGUAUAUCGGGAUCUCAAACCAGAGAAUAUCCUCCUUCACGAAAGCGGGCAUAUCAUGUUAUCGGAUUUCGAUCUGGCGAAGCAGACGACAGCGCCUGCAGGGAUGCCGGCCAUAUCUCGUUCUGAGACGAAUGGUGUUCCUCUUAUCAAUACUAUGUCCUGUACGGCGAACUUUAGAACGAAUUCAUUUGUUGGAACAGAAGAAUACAUCGCCCCGGAAGUGAUUGCGGCUCAGGGACAUACCGCUGCUGUAGAUUGGUGGACUUUGGGCAUUUUGAUCUAUGAGAUGAUCUACGCAACAACACCGUUCAAAGGGACGGAGCGAAACGACACGUUCAAUAACAUACGCAUGAUGCCGGUCCAUUUCAAGGAUAGUCCCAAGGUGUCUGGAGCAUGCAAAGAUUGCAUUACGAGAUUACUGGACAAGAACGAGGUGACACGGUUGGGCAGCCGGAGUGGGGCAAGCGAAGUGAAGCAGCACAAGUGGUUUUCAAAACUGAACUGGGGGUUGUUGAGGAAUGGGAAGCCACCGAUCGUACCGUCACGAGAAGGGGUGAACUUCCGACAGAUGAAGGAGAGCCACUCGUUGCACCUGGAGGGGGAAGAGGAAGUCGGAGGAGUCGACGAGCGAAACGACCCGUUUGAAGCAUUCUCUAGUGUUACCCUACACCACGACGGAGAGACGUAGCAGUACUGUUAGAUAUCUUGUAGGAUUAAUGGAUCAGAUUGGACUCAUGGAACA